This is a messenger RNA of Ochotona curzoniae (black-lipped pika), 994 nucleotides long. RefSeq names its product angiotensin II receptor associated protein (gene AGTRAP). NCBI's taxonomy places the organism in Eukaryota, Metazoa, Chordata, Mammalia, Lagomorpha, Ochotonidae. The record is from RefSeq and is a predicted model, not a curated record. Gene Ontology annotation, biological process: regulation of blood pressure; angiotensin-activated signaling pathway. The transcript is spliced from 5 exons. Gene Ontology annotation, cellular component: plasma membrane. The coding region runs from base 68 to 547 and encodes 159 amino acids.
GGCAUCCCGAGUUCGGAUCCCAGGAGGCCCUGCGGCCGCCGCGCAGAUUCCCUCGGCCGGGGUCGUGAUGGAGCUACCUGCUGUGAACCUGAAGGUGAUUCUUCUGAUUCACUGGCUGCUGACAACCUGGGGCUGCAUUGUGUUCUCGGGGUCCUACGCCUGGGCUAACUUCACCGUGCUGGCCUUGGGUGUGUGGGCCGUGGCCCAGCGGGACUCCAUCGACGCCAUCAGCAUGUUUCUAGGCGGCUUGCUGGCCACCGUCGUCUUGGACAUAAUCCACCUGGGCGUCUUCUACCCGCGCUCCAGCCUCUCGGACACGAGCCGCUUCGGGGCUGGCAUGGCCAUCCUCAGCCUGCUGCUCAAGCCCCUCUCCUGUUACCUCGUCUACCACAUGUACCAGGAGCGCGGCGGCGACCAUCUCUUCCACCCAGGCUUCCUUGGAUCUUCACAGGAACACAAUGCCUACCAGACGAUUGACUCACCAGCUGCACCUGCGGACCCCUUCGCGGGCCCCGAGGGCAGGGACCAGGCUGCCCGAGGAUACUGAGGCUGGCUGCAAGGUGCCUGGUUCCAGCUGGACUGCUCUCACCUCCUGAUACCAGGAGGUCACUCGAGGGACGCUCCUGCCCUCCCUCUCUCGGCCCUAAGAUGACUGUCCUCUCCCACCCUAUGAAUCAGUGUCCUGCUUGGCCCAGACUCCCCAAGCUUCCUGUGCGCCCCCUGAAGGCAGCCCAUGGUCCCCUGACCUCCUCCCUCCCACAGCUGCAUGGAGCAGGCCCAGGCCCCAUGGUGUCACUGUGGUGGCUCCGUGAUGCCCCUCCAAUUCCUUGAGCCCUUCCACAGGUGCCCCUGGUGCUUCAGGCCACGCUUGACCCAGAACUGCUGAGCCCAGAGUGAGGUCCCCAAGUUUCCCACUGCCCAGCCACUUGGCCCAGGGCUGAGACAGCCCACGGUUUCCUUCUCGGAGACACGGCAUUAAAGUGUGGGCAGUUCU